AUGGCUUCCAUUUAUACUUCUAAAGAAAUCAGUUUCAAGAAAAUUAUGAGUGUUGUACCUAAAGUAUGGAUGCGACUUAUGAUUACUUUCUUUUGGAGUUUCUUCAUAGUGUUUGUGUCCACAUUGUUAACAGUUGGGUUAAUGGUUUUGUUAGCAUUCAUUAUCAUAGAACCAGAUGAAGGAGAAGGAAGGGCAAUUUUGUUUCUUGUUCUGGCUGGAAUUGUUGCCUUAACUUACUUAGUUGGUUUAGUUUAUAUUGGUGCUGUUUGGAAUUUGGCUUGUGUGAUAUCAGUAUUGGAAAAAAUCUAUGGGUUGAAAGCUUUGAAGAAGAGUAAGAAUUUGAUUAAGGGCAGGAUAUGGGUUUCUUCUGUUAUUUUUGUUAUGCUUGAAAUUUCAUUUUUUGGGAUAUUGGGUGUGUUUAGUGCAGUGGUUAUACAUGGGAGUUCAGUGGGGAUUUUUGGUAAAGUGGUUUUGGGGUUACUUUGUUACCUGUUGAUGACAAUUCUGAUUCAUUUUUAUCUUGUAAUCCAGACUAUGAUCUACUUUGUUUGCAAAUCUUACCAUCAUGAGAACAUUGACAGGUCUGGUUUAGCUGAACAUUUGGAGGCUUGUUAUGUUCGUUUGGAUAGGGAGAAAGAUGUUCAGUUAGAACAAGUUCAUGUCUGA
Molecule: messenger RNA, 666 nt
Organism: Papaver somniferum (opium poppy)
Lineage: Eukaryota; Viridiplantae; Streptophyta; Magnoliopsida; Ranunculales; Papaveraceae
Exons: 1
Coding region: 1-666 (221 amino acids)
Source: RefSeq, a predicted model, not a curated record